GGCGCCAAUGGGCGGGCGCCGAUGGAACGGACGAGCCAAUGAGCGCGAGACGUUGAGUGACAGCUGUCCAAUAGAGGCCCUCAGUGCUAGUACGGCUUGCAGCUUAAGCGCCUCCGCGGUCUGAGGAAUGUCAACUAUUCAAUAUGGAGGCGGAGGUCGAUAAGCUGGAACUGAUGUUCCAGAAGGCUGAUUCUGACUUGGAUUACCUUCAAUAUAGGCUGGAGUAUGAAAUCAAGGCUAACCACCCUCAUUCAGCAGGAGAGAAAAAUGCAGUUGCAAUUUUAAAGGAAUUAUCAGCAAUAAAGUCUCGAUAUCAAGCUUUAUGUGCACGCUUUAAGGCAGUUUCGGUUGAGCAAAAAGAGACCAAGAGCUGCAUUUGUGCUAUUUUGAACAAGACAAUGACCAUGAUCCAAGAACUACAAAAGCAAACAAACCUGGAGCUGACUCUACUGAAUGAAGAAGAGAAAGCUGUGACAGAGCAAUUAAAGUCUCACAUGCCAGACUUAUAAAACGGAAUUUCAAAAAGGAACUCUGAUGGAGAAAAGAUCAAUUCCAAAGAGAUUCAGCAAGACGUCUAGAGGUUGGGGGCUGAGGAGGAAGACUGAGAUUUUCCUUGACUGAGAGGAUCAUGAUUGAUUUCAUAUGAGAGGAAGUUGUAAGAAGGGUAGAUAUCAUAAGACAGACAACCAAAGGGAUGGGAUGGGAAUAAAGAAAUGUAAAUACUGAUAACCCAGAGUUCAUUUUGUCCUUUCAGGCAAUUAAAUAGUACUAUUUUUAUUUUCUGUUUUCUUUUUGUAUAAUUGACAUAAUUUUAGAUGUUUUGGGAUUUUGUAAGAUAAUAUUUAUGUACAUUUCAUUCAGAAUGUCAAUGUGCAAAAUAUAUGUAUAAAUAUUCA
Molecule: messenger RNA, 896 nt
Organism: Mastomys coucha (southern multimammate mouse)
Lineage: Eukaryota; Metazoa; Chordata; Mammalia; Rodentia; Muridae
Gene: Ska2
Product: spindle and kinetochore associated complex subunit 2
Exons: 4
Coding region: 144-509 (121 amino acids)
Biological process (GO): mitotic cell cycle; cell division; chromosome segregation
Cellular component (GO): outer kinetochore; spindle microtubule
Molecular function (GO): microtubule binding
Source: RefSeq, a predicted model, not a curated record